Molecule: messenger RNA, 778 nt
Organism: Pisolithus orientalis
Lineage: Eukaryota; Fungi; Basidiomycota; Agaricomycetes; Boletales; Pisolithaceae
Exons: 2
Coding region: 180-521 (113 amino acids)
Source: RefSeq, a predicted model, not a curated record
GAUUCACACAGUUUGGUUCUUUUCAACCAACUCUGUCCACACGGACAAUCAACGAGUACCGUUUCCUGGUGGAACGUCGCGUAUAUAUAUUCGUCUUGACCAUCUUCAACUGUUGAUCGCCAUCGAUAUUUUCCAGUUGUCAACUCACACUCCUUCUCAACUCCCUCAUUUCUAUUAUCAUGCCCCGCCGCCCACCUCCAAGUGCACUCAGACUCUUCCAUGGCCCGCUCCCACCUCGCUCGGAGCCCAAGCACAGACUGCCGUCCGUGCCAUCUCCAACAUUUUAUCCUCAGGGGGCUCUCCCCCACCAGCCAUCGCCCCCUCCACGCGCCAAGCCCAGUUCUACACGCGUGGCAUGCUCUGAGCUCGAUACUAGUAUGUGUGGACCGAGUCCGACAUCCAGUCCGUGCUCGACCACCAAACGUCGGAGGGGACCUUGGGAUCACUCUUCGAGCCUCGAACUACGCGUAGAUGUGGACAGUCUGCUGGCUGUGCCAAAGCCUGUUGUUGUCUGUGCGUAGACGGCCUGGAGCCUACAUAAUGCGAUUUCACGUCGGAGGCAUGGGAUCGAGACACUUGACCUGUGGUACAUUCUGUGGAGAAGCAAAAUAUCGUCAUGGUUGGCAUGGCAUCGGUCAUCGGGGGUGUCUAGUUUGCUGAGAGAUGGGGUUGUACGAUCGAAUACAUUGUGCCUUGCGCCGAGAGACUAAUUCCGAAUUCCAUGUAAAAUGACUACAUAAAGCAAGUCGAAUAAAAAGGGAGCGAGAGUGGCGUGGGG